Molecule: messenger RNA, 7638 nt
Organism: Pomacea canaliculata
Lineage: Eukaryota; Metazoa; Mollusca; Gastropoda; Architaenioglossa; Ampullariidae
Product: sentrin-specific protease 6-like
Exons: 21
Coding region: 672-4610 (1312 amino acids)
Biological process (GO): protein desumoylation
Cellular component (GO): nucleus; cytoplasm
Molecular function (GO): SUMO-specific endopeptidase activity
Source: RefSeq, a predicted model, not a curated record
GAUAGGCAGAUAGCUUGUAGAAUAUUAUUGUUUUCAGCAAAUACAUUUAUAUGUCAAACAGACCAUCAAGUACUGAAGCCAUGUAAUCUCACAUAGUGAUAUCCUUUAAAGCUGGUGGGUCUCAACAGCAAGUCAGAAUUUUGACCUCCCAAACUAGAGGAGAAUGCUCAAACGUUGCAAGACUUCCUGCCAUCAAUGGAAGAACUCAUAGUGGGACCACCUCUCUGUGAAGAACUCCAGCAGUUUUGUCACUCAGCCCUUCAUCGGCUCAGAUACCUUGCCACUCUCAGGGAGUCCAACACUGUGUCAGGACAGUGAGUGAGGCAUCAGAAUCAGUCUAUGGGAUGGAUGCAAGAGAUGGUUACAUUCGAGAUGCCAUUAAGUCAAGUUAUUUUAUGCCGUCGUUUCAGACUGAGCAAGGUUAUCGUUUACCUCGUGACUAGAAAUGAAAACCGGUGCCUGUACUGUUUAUGUUGUCUGAUAGUGCAAAUAUUAUCAGAAACUAAUCUUUUCUUGCAGUUAUUAAAUAAAGAACUUUUGACAAAAAAGGAAACAGUUAAAAAAAACAUGAUUUUUGCAUUUUUUUGGCAGAAGAAAGGGAGGUGUUCUGUUUGCAAAUUUCUUUGCUGUACAUUUUUUAACUCGGAAUAGUUGGUUGUACAGAACUCCAAAUGUGCCUGUUCAUCUGUUACAAUUCAAAGGAUGAUGCUACACCAUACUGUACAAUGUGUGUUUGUGUGCACUUUGGCUGCAUGUUCUUGAAAGUGAAUUUGAUGCCUAUCCUAAAAAGUGACAUUGUUCUAGUGGAUGAUUCAGCAAUAACCAUAUCUGAAGACAGGACACCUCAGAACCAUAAGCCCACGUCAUCUUACUCUUCUCCAUUCAGCAACCAUGUUUCCCACAAUCUGCCUUCACACCAUCAUCAUCAGGUUCGCAUGCUGAAGCAGUUGAAUAGCCCUAUCCCAGUAGUGCAGUCCUUGCACACACCCCAGCACCAAAGUGCUCAUCCACAGUGCCUGGCCCUUGUGGCACAUAAAGUGCCAGUUACCCAGCAUUCUCUGGCAGGAGAACAGCAGGCCAUGAAGGGGCCUCACCAUGGUCAGCUCCAGGUUGACCAGCAAGGUGAUCAUGCCAGGACAGUACCUCAUAAGGUAGAGGGUAGUCAGAGGCUGGCGAUGGAGCCUUUGCAGAGGCCUCUUCGGGACCAUCAACAGCAACAGCUGAUGAACAGUCAGCCAGUUCCAUCUUCCAACCAGCAGAGGCAUAACAUGCAGGUCAAACUCUCUACGUGCCAGUCUCAUUCACCUUUGCCUGAGAACUGCAACAGUGGGGGCCAGGGCACAAAGUACUGCUUACAGCAGCAGCAGCAACAACAUGGUGUGAGAAAAGAUCACUUUCACUUGCAGCACCGAAACCGAGAAUCACAACAACAGUUGCAACACCAUGCACAGCUGUCAACAGUUAGCACUGAGCAGCAAAAUGCAUCAGUACAGCGUUGUGACAGUUUCAUUAUCAAGCCGGAUGUAUGUGGAAGCACAGACAGCAGAACUCAUUGUGUGCCUCAGUCACUCGUGUCAAAGGAAGCAUACCCACAAACUGUCAGAAUAAACAGUACUCCACAGCACAUAAAUGCAGUUGACUUGCAGUCAUUACCAAGACAUUGCUUUCAAGUGGUUGGUAAUGGUAAUUUACAAAGUUUCACAACAUACGGACUGAAGUUGCCAGAUGGUGCAACUCAGGUUGCUGUCUGGAAUGGCUCACAGAUGAUUAUUCAAGAGCCAUUGUCACAGCUGUCUUCAACAAAUGCUAGUAUUGCCAAAGCAUGGCUUGCAACAAAUGAUAGAGCAGAUCACAGUCAAGUGCACAGUAGACCUCAAGGUGGGCAGCUGGCAUCUGGUCUUCAUCCUGCAGCAGAUCAGAACAGUGUAGACACACCAUUGCUUGGCCCACGAAAGUCAGCAACUAAUGCUGUGUGGCCUACGCCCAUGCCAAGUCGAAAGCCACCACAUUCAGAAAGCAAUGCAGACACUCUGCCAGAAUCGCCUGUCCCGGAUUUGGAAAUGCGGUCCUCUGAUUCCAAGUCAUCAAUAGACUCAAACAUGGCUGAAUCAUCUCCCAGUGGCUUUGCUCACAGCAGUGUUCAUAAAAACACAAUAUUACCUGCUGAGCAUAUACAAGACAAAUCACCAUCAGUCUCAAGUAGCGCUGCAGAAACGUCUGAGACUCUCAGAAUAAAAAGUAAUCUUAAAGAGGAUGAAGAAGCUGUGGCUGUGUGUCGCUACUGUGGAUACUCCAGCAGUGAUUUUGAACGUUGUGAGAGCUGCCGUCGAAAGUUCUCUGAGAAUGUCAAGAUUGUUGUUAAUAAACGGAGUGCUGGAGAUGCUGGACUGGACCAGCUGCGUAUCCAGACGUCACCAUCUUCUGGUCCAGAAGCCAAGCUCAACAGAUCUGUCAUAGACAAAAAGUCCUUUUAUAAAGGUAGACAGCUGUCUUCAGAAACUCCCAGUAGCAAAAUGACCCCUGGGAAGGAGGGUACACACCAGUCAUCUUCACCAUCCCCAAGAGGCAGGGGAGGGCGCAGGGGGAAAACUGGCACUUCUCCUCGCAAGCCUGCCCGCAGUAAAAAGAUCAAAGAUAGCUUAAAAGAACCAGUAACCUUAACAAUAUCUUCUGAUGAGGACGAGCCUGCACAUAAAAGUACUCCUGAACCUAGUUCUCUGAGAAAUAAAGAUCUCUCUCAGGAAAUGGACGAAGAUGGGUUGGACAUUUCUCCAUUUGUUAAUGCCAUGAAGCCUACUUCUUUUGGCAAAUCCCGCAGAGAGCGAAUGGAAGACGAGGCAGGACGAUGCUUUCCAAAUCAUGUAGAUGAAAUGGAUAUAUCACAAAGCACUAGACCAAUGCUUAUCAGUGUGCGGGGUGUGCGUGUUGGAUCAUUACGGUCUACAGCAGUUUCUGUCCAUUUCCUGGAAGAUCAAAUCAACUUCGAGAUUGUCAGUGAUCGAACUGGAGAGGAAUUUCACUUUGAGGUGCCCCUACAAGAAAUAAUGUGCAUCCAGUACACCUUAAGCCAGCUGCAGCCGGUAGCUUUUAUCAAAGUCAUCCCAGCUUGUGGUGUCCGUCUCAGGGAGCGGUUGAAAAUGACUCUAAAAGGUCCAGAGUACUUUGAUCCUGCCAGCUAUGAUUUGCAGAAAAGCUUCAUUGUUAUAAUUAUUGAUGAGGUAAUUAAUGAGGAUGGGCUUAGAGAAAUUCUUAAGUCAUACAAAGUAAAACAUCCACAAGCAGUGCCAGACUUCUUGCGGGAGUUACCAUAUGAUGAUGCCAACAGCCUGCUUGUUAACUCCUCUCCACCUGUGCUGAAGGAUAAGGGGCGGCACUCUUACCAUGUAAAACCAGACACAAAGAACUGCAAAGUGAAUGCCAAGGUAGUGCAAAAUGCCCAGGCAUUAUUCUCCUCUACCUAUGGGAAAGGAAAAACUAUAUCAGUUGGUGACAUUGGUGAUAGUUCCAUUACAGAGGAGGUUGGGAAAAUAGAGGUGCCACAACAGGAAGGUGAUAAAGGAAAAGAGACAGUGGUGCCAUUACUCAGAGAGGAGAAGAUGGCCAGCAGGUCACCAUCACCAACGGUUGGCUUUGUGGGGCCUAUAGAAAAGUUAUUAACCUACCCUCCUCCACCUGCAAAAGGUGGCAUCACGAUCACCAACGAAGAUCUGUACUGCUUGAAUGAGGGGGAGUUCUUGAAUGAUGUCAUUCUGGAUUUUUACCUUAAAUAUCUUGUGAGAGAGAAACUAAGUGAAGAGGAUAGACAACGUACACAUGUUUUCAGUUCCUUCUUCUAUAAACGACUUAUGCAGAGACAGUCUCGCAGCUCCCAUGAUGUAGAUGAUGCCAAACUCACUCCGGCUCAGAAGAGACACACCAGAGUAAAGACAUGGACACGCCAUGUGGACAUCUUCAGCAAAGAUUUCCUACUUGUGCCUAUAAAUGAGCACUCACACUGGUAUCUAGCAGUGAUAUGCUUUCCUGGCCUGGCAUCUCUUGAUUAUGUUCCGUAUCAACCUAGUGCAACAAGUGAGGAGGAAGCUGCAGAUCCCACUAAUGAAGUGGAGUCUUCUCAGUCAAGCCCUAGAGAGGAGCAGUCCCCUUCUGGAGAGGACAAGAAGGAAGAAUCCAUGGAUGUGGAUGCAUCCAGUUGUAAAAGCAUUUUGGGCAAAAUAAUUGACCAGGAAGCAGUUGGGGACAAUAUAUCUUUUAGCAUUGGACAGAAGCAGGCAUGUAUCCUCAUCCUUGAUUCUCUAGCAGGCCCUCCAAGAAACUCGGUCAUCAGAACACUCAAAGAAUACCUUCAGGUAGAGUGGGAUCUGAAGAAAUCUUUACCACGUAAUAUGGCAAAGACUAUUCGAGGAGCAGUGCCAAAAGUUCCACAACAGACGAACUUCAGUGACUGUGGUGUCUUUGUUUUACAAUAUGCUGAGACUUUCUUUGAGAACCCAAUUGCAAGCUAUGCUAUUCCCAUGAAGGGUCUGGAGAAAUGGUUUCCCUUGAACAAAGUGGAAAAGAAAAGGGAAGAAAUCCGCAAUCUCAUUCUUCAGCUUCAGAAUGAGUGCAGGUGACCCAAGCCUGGCGAGUUGCCAUGCUUUAGGAUGUUUUCAUAGCAGACGUUCAGUGUGACUUUUCACCCAGCUAGAUAAUGUUUGGCCAGAUCACUCACUUUAGGCCCAACAAAAUGUGUUUUUUUCUUUUUUUGUACCAAUACUGUAUCACAGCACCCUGGAACAAGGUGACUUUCAGGCUUAAAAAAUGAGCAUAUUUAAUAUUGGGCUGUGUGUGUGAGAGAGAGUGUGUGUGAAGGCAUGCAAGCAUUCAGUCGCUUCAGAGACAAAUAAUGCUGAUCCUGUGGUGUUGACCUUAUUGAUUGGCAGUUUCUCUGUGCCAUCCAAAGUGCAGGAUUUGAUAGGUCAGGAGUGCUUUCCUAGAACAUCAGCCAGCUUCAGUGGGUUUUUUUUUUUUUUUGUGUGUAUUUUGGUGUUACUCCACAUGCAGUCUAGUAUUUCAGGGCACACUUUUUUUGACUAACCCACUUUCUCAUUCACACAAUGUUACGAUUGCUUUUUCUCAUUUUCUUUAUGUCUUAUCUGAUAAUCUUUCUAUUCUUUUUGAUGUUGCAGUUAAUGAGCUGUUUAGCUGUUCUGUUGUGUGUGUUGCUGGCUGCGACUAUUCUGGUGUAGUUUCAAGCAGGCUGCAGUAAACAGUUUAGUAUUUGUUUAAAUUUAUUUAUGAUGCAUUGAUUGGUUGAUCAGGUACCUUUACAAAAUUUUGUUUUCAAAGACUGUUGAGUACUGUUGUGUCAGAAGUUAAAAAGUGAUGAAUGUACAUUCCCUUGUUGUAUAUCACACAGAGAAAAACAUCAAAGUGGCUCACUUUCAUUGCAGCUGAGAGAGAAUCUUUUGUAGUGGCUAAUUCUUUUGCCAAAUCUUUUUCUGUGUGGAUGCUACUUCCAUCUUCCUCUUUGACAUUUCUUGAAAAAGAGGUGACUAGCUGUUGAAAUAGGAAGAACUAGUUGCAAGUGGAUCUCUUCUGAUUGCUUAGUGUUUCAGAAAUGGUAUUUCAGAAUUGUACAUUAUGUUGACCUUCCACAAGGCACAAGGUUAUGCAUGAAAUUUCUCUGUUGUAUUUCACUCCCUCAAUGAAAUAUCAAGAACCCUGCUUUUUUUUUUUUUUUUUUUAAAAAAAAAAAAAGGCAGGAAAUGACAGAACAGUUAGGUUGAAUUUUACAGGUUGCUAGGUUCUAUGGCAUUAAUUGAAUACAUUUUUUAUCUUUCUUUGCUAUUUUAGAGAGGAAGGAUUAAAGGGUUGUUAAACCUACUUUGCCACUUGAAAAAUGUGGAGACUAGUUGCUUAAUUGGCAUAUAUAACUUGAAUCAAAUGCAUACAUUAGAAUUUGUUUUUGUAAAGCAGGUCAUAGUCUUAAUAAUUUAAUGUUGUCUUGGCAUGAACCUGAAAGCCUUUCAGUAUGUAAUUUUGGUUUGGUUUGGUUUUUAUGUUUAUGGAUACCUUUUUAGUGAUUAUGUUUGAUUACUAGACAGGGUUAGCUGCACGGGAGCUAUGCAGCACUAUUUGUUUCAACUCAAAUUGUAUGUUCAGAAGGAAAAUAGCUGCCAGAAUUUCUCAAACCACGUCCUACCUCUGUGUUGAUUUGUUUUAAUGUUUCAGCUAGCAUUUCUCAAGAGUGAUAGAGAAGGCACAAAUCUCUCCUUUGCACUAAAUUGCAGAGGCUUUUUUGUGGCUAAAAAAUUUAUAAAAGUGACUGUACCACAACUACUUUUUCUGACUCCAUUGACUUCACUGUCUUAACCUGUUACCUGUUUUUCAUCAUGUUUUGGGGGUUCUUUUUGUAUGGUAGAUCUAUAUUGAAAGUCAACUGAAUCUUUUUCCUGACUUUAUUUGUUUUGGAGUAGUUUCCUCUUGAGAAUGGAUGAGGUUAUGUAUAUCUGGUAUUUUUAUGAAAAGAAGCUUUAUAGAUGGAGAUGGAACAAUGAAUGGGAGCAAGGGCAGUGGAAGAGGGAAGUGAGGUGUUGGUUCACAGAAGAUUUUGACCUGCUGGAAGAGAGUGUAUUAUUUCAGCUGAAAACAUUCUAGCAGUUAUAUAUCAGAACUGUAAAACAAAGUGAUGUAUUCAUUCUCCAUUAAGGCCAUUCAUAACCAGACAAUAUGGGUGAACCUUUGAUCAAGGAAGCUAUGAAGUUCAGCUUUUUAUACUUAUGAGAAGUUUCCAGAGCACAGCAUCUGGAUAAAUUGCUGAACAUGUGCAGCUGCUGAACAAAAAAUGUCAUAAGAUUCAUGCUAUGAUUUUGUGGAAAUCUUUCAGUUACCAGAGGAUUAUAAAGGACAAGCAUCCUGACAAGAUAUAAUUUUGAAGUCUCUGUCCAGAUAUUUUUUAUGCACCUCUUUGUCUUAAACAAUUCACAUUUCUUGUAUAAAACAGGUACAUUGAGGUUUCAGAAUGUGUGAUGCCUAACUUAAUGUUCAAAUAGGAUUUAAGGCAAAUCUUUGCUGUACAGGGCAUUCUUCUGGUUGUGUUGAGAGUAAUGUGACAAGGAAAAUUUGAGGCCUGCAUGUGAUUGUGAUCCCUACAUUGUAUAUGGGUGUGUAUUAGCAAACACUUGGACUAAAAUUGUUGCUUUGAAAAAAAAAAGCUAAAUAUAGCUCUACUUUUUCCUGGUGUUGGACAAAGAAGCGAAUUGCGAUGAUAACCUCAGAUGAUAAAUUGUUGAAGUGGGCUCCCUCUGUUCUCUCCGUUCUCCAGUUUGUCUUUUGGUUUGGUCAUGGCCGUGGAGUUUGGACUUACUCCUUAUUUAUUGUGUAAUUAAUAUUUUACUUAAUCUUUCCUGCAUGCAUUUUCACAUCCUUUGAGUUCUCAUAGAGCAGGACAACAAAGCAUUGGAAAAGCCAUAAAAGAAACGUUUUACACCCUGAAACUCACUAGUCCAAGAUUGCUGCCAUCGUUUGGAGAAGCUGUGCAUUUGAUGAGGGAGGGUGUCCUUUUUCAUUUUGCUCGUUCAUUUGAGGGUGAAUUUGGAAAUUCUGUUGUUUUCUGGUGAGACAACUGUGUGUAAAAUAAAAGAUGAUUGUAAACUCAAA